GUUGAUUGUUGAAUGUUGAGUUACAUUAGGUCAUUAUCAUUAGAUGCAUUUAUGAUUUUUCGUAUGUAAUUUGUGUAUUUUUGAACCAAACGGAAAUGCAAAUAUAAAAUCUGUGAAAAAAUACAAAACUGCUCGAUUUGCCGGACAAAAAACGUGCUAAAUCAGUUUAUACGUUUGGUUAGAGUGGCAGUAAUAACUUUAUAUAAAUGAACAUCUAUACCUAUUUUGUGCUACAAAUAAAAUUAUUUAUGUGCUUCUAAUUUGUUCUUACAGAAAAUCUGAAUUAUUCAUGACGACACUCUUUUAUGGAUACAUUACCAUCUUUGAACAAUAUAUUUGAAUUGUUAUACAAGUAGAUUGUGGAUAUUAAUUUGUGUGAAAACAAUUAAAAAUGGAAAAUUCCAGUGAUAAGGAGAGUGUAGAAUUAAUACAAAUAGAUAUAGUAGAAAAUUCAAAAGAAGAUCAACCUCCAAAGACAGCGAAAGACCUAUUUUCUGUAUUUAAAGUUUCAGACGAUUCUGACUAUGAACCAGAUGAAAAUAAUAGAAGUGAUACAGAUUCAGAUGAACCACUUUCGAAAAGAAUGAAAAUAAAAACUAAAAAACAAGCUGUUGUAGGAGAAAAGGCUAAAGAGCCUGAGUCUGCUGAUGGAUCAUUAAAGAAAAAGAAAUAUUAUUCACAAAAGUAUAAAAAAGAGUGGGAAGCAAUUCCUUCCGUAAAACCUUGGAUAUCCGAGAGUAUUCAUGGACCACAUUAUUUUUAUUGUAGGUUCUGCAAAAAAGACUAUAAAUGUGGGAAAACAGAAAUAUUUAAGCAUAUGAGUGCUAUGAAACAUAGAAGACAUUUAACAACUACAACAUCGGGCGUACAGCAGAAAUUUUCUUUUCGGGGAUUACUAUGUCCUGCAGUUACUCCGUUCCAAAGAUCAAGGGCAAAAGAUAUAAAUUAUAAAUUAAUUGGCCCAUAUGCAAAAUUUUUAAAAGCUUGUGGUGUUAAAGGAAUAUUACUCAAUGAUGUAAUGGGAGAAGGUGUAUCUCUUACUCCAGAAGAAAGAAAGUCACUGACAGAAUAUUGGGUUGAAAUUUGUAAAGAAAAAAAUCAGUUUUUAAUGGUGCAAAUUGGAGGAGCCCCUUUAAAAAGUGUUAUUGAUAUGGCAAUUCAUGCUGAAAAAGUAAAAGUCGGAGCAAUUGUACUGAUGCCAGAUCUGUAUAAUAGACCAAAAAAUCAUUUGGAUCUUAUUAGAUAUAUUAAAAUUGUGUCAGAUUAUACAGAAAAAGUGCCUAUUUUAUAUCACCACUAUCCGAAGUAUACACAGAUUAAUAUUGAUAUGAGCUCAUUUUUGCUUGAUAUAACAGGAGAAAUAGACUCUUUUGUUGGAUUGAUAUAUAGCACGAAUGAUUUGCAAGAAAGUUUAUCUGCAUUGACUCUUAAUCCAGAAAAAUUUGUCGUAUUCAUGGGUACGGAUGAGGUCAUGUUAGGUGCUGUUGCAAGUGGGUUUACUUGCAUAAUGGGUAAUAGUAUCAAUAUUUUGCCAAAAUUAGCAGAGUCCAUUUGCCAGUGCAUAAAAGAUGGCGAAAUUAAAAGUGCUCAAGCUUCUCAAAAUCUAUUGAAAAAAGCUUUGGAUAACAUCUACUGUAACGGAGAUGCUGUAGCAACAAUGAAGGCAGCUAUAAGUAUCAUAACAAAUUUGCCAAUAGAAACGGUUCGAGAGCCACUGCAGACUGUCUGGGAAGGAACUUUGUCAAAAAUGAGAAAUAAGCUACGUGAAAUAGGAAUAAUAUAAAAAGUACCAUUAAAAUUGAUUUAUGUAGUUUUGCUUUCUAAAGUCCUGCUUAGGGCACAAAACGACUGAAUGAAUGUUCUCUUUCCAACUAAGUAUUUGAGAGGAAUAUUAAGAAAACACAUGAAUCUGUGGUCAUUAUAUAAUUUUGCAGGUACAGUGAUAACUUGUAUAUACUAGAUAGUGAAUAAAAAUGAGAUGGUUAUCCAGUAGAGAAAUCUAUGCAGUACUGAAUUUUACUUGUGGACACACAUAUUAAGAAGGUUUAUCAGGUACGAAGGUACGUCUAAAGUCUAACGAAAGUUUCUGUAGAUUCGCUAGUGACUAAAGAAGUAAACCUUUAGAUUUGGCAACAUUGCACUUGGCUGACGCGUUCGGCUCGGCUUUCGCUCGCUCCCGUUCGAUCAUUCUAUUUGUUUGGACACCUGCGAAUUUCAAAUAAUAUGCUACGUCGAGAUCGCGGCGUUGCCGCUAUCACGCUAUGGAGGAUAAGUUAGUUAACGACAGCAGUUUAAAGGAGAAUUAUUACAAAAUUAUGUAUCUUACAAGUACCUAAUCGAUUUACACAAGCUGUCAUACGGUUCCUUAGAUAUCGGUUUCCUAUUUAUACAAGUUGCUGUAGAAACUAUUCGUCAAUUGUUGCACAUUCUAAGUGGGAAGACCAAGAAAAUCUGCAUUUUCUUAAGACUGUACUAAAUCGUGAAAAAUUAUUUUAUUAAUAUCUUGUCUCUUAGGUAUCCAAACUAGUCAUAAUUUUUUUUUU
Anoplophora glabripennis (Asian longhorned beetle) is the source of this 2543-nucleotide messenger RNA. Its product is annotated as N-acetylneuraminate lyase. Gene Ontology annotation, molecular function: N-acetylneuraminate lyase activity; 4-hydroxy-tetrahydrodipicolinate synthase activity. The transcript is spliced from 9 exons. Gene Ontology annotation, biological process: N-acetylneuraminate catabolic process. NCBI's taxonomy places the organism in Eukaryota, Metazoa, Arthropoda, Insecta, Coleoptera, Cerambycidae. The coding region runs from base 392 to 1783 and encodes 463 amino acids. The record is from RefSeq and is a predicted model, not a curated record.